Messenger RNA from Cydia strobilella, 1064 nucleotides. RefSeq names its product protein lethal(2)essential for life-like. Gene Ontology annotation, cellular component: cytoplasm; nucleus. Bases 139 to 723 code for a protein of 194 amino acids. The transcript is spliced from 3 exons. Gene Ontology annotation, molecular function: structural constituent of eye lens. Lineage: Eukaryota; Metazoa; Arthropoda; Insecta; Lepidoptera; Tortricidae. The record is from RefSeq and is a predicted model, not a curated record. Gene Ontology annotation, biological process: protein refolding; response to heat.
CAAGUUCAAGGUGUAUCCCAUCGUGAGUCAGUAGCGUGGGCAGCUGAAAAUUCUAUUUAAAUCUCUACUGAAACGUGGACAACGUAGUCUCGCGAGCACUGCGGCGCGCGCCUGCAACGAACUUCUCAUUCCUCGAAGAUGUCGAUGGUCCCCAUGAUGUUUCGCGAUUGGUGGGACGACUGGGAGCACCGCCCGUCGCGGCUGUUCGACCAGCACUUUGGCAUGGGCCUGCGCCGCGACGACCUGUUGUCGUCUCUGUCGACCUUGCCCUCUUCAUCCCUCUUCAGAAACUCGUACUUCAGGCCUUGGAGGACGAGCCUGACGAGGCAGGAGUCGUCCUCCACUAUUAACCUUACGAAGGAAAAGUUCGAGGUUAUCCUCGACGUCCAACAAUUCGCGCCCGAAGAGAUCACAGUAAAAGCCAGCAACAACUCCAUUUUAGUGGAAGGCAAACACGAAGAGAAGCAAGACGAGCACGGCUAUAUCUCCCGCCAGUUCACCCGCCGCUACAUCCUCCCCACUGGCUACGAAGUCGCUGACCUCGUCAGCACCCUGUCUUCCGACGGUGUGCUCACCAUCACGGCUCCCAAGCGCCCCCUCCCGUCUGCUGGGGAAAGGAUUGUCCCUAUCACGAAGACCGGCCCUGCGAAGCACCCUGAACCACCCAAGCAGGAACAGCACCAGCCCCGCGAACAGACCGUACCAAUCGUUACAUCUCCCUAAAUAUUACAAACAGUUGACAACCCUAUUAGCAAAUUGAUAUGAACAGACUUCGCUUCAAUGUUCAAUUUUAUGUUAUAUUGAAGUGAAGUUAGCUGCAGAUCUAGCGAGCAUUUUAUUUAGGGCUGUCUUUUGCAUUCUUCCUCUUUUCCAAUAACAACGAGAAGCAUUGUGUUAACACGUAAAUGCAAACGAUCGAAUAGCAUUUAAGGAUUAAAUCACGUUGUUGGCCAACAACGAGACGAUUCGAAUUAACGAAUUAGGCUUUUUUUUAAACAAUGAAAAAUGUAAUUACUGAAGUUUUAAUGUUAAUUAAAUAAUUUAAUAAACGAAUUUAUAUAUUU